AUGACAGCGCUGUCCCCCAACCUGUCGUGCCACAACCCCUCCAUCGACGACUUCCGCAACAGCGUCUACUCCACGCUCUACUCCAUGAUCAGCAUCAUGGGCUUUGUGGGCAAUGGCGUGGUGCUGUACGUGCUGAUCCGCACGUACCGGCAGAAAACGGCCUUCCAGAUCUACAUGCUCAACCUGGCCCUGUCCGACUUCCUGUGCGUGCUCACGCUGCCCCUGCGCGUCAUUUACUACGUGCACAAGGGCCACUGGUUCUUCAGCGACUUCCUGUGCCGCCUCUCGUCCUACGCGCUCUACGUCAACCUCUACUGCAGCAUCUUCUUCAUGACGGCCAUGAGCUUCUUCCGCUGCAUCGCCAUCGUCUUCCCGGUCCGCAACAUCAGCCUGGUGUCGGAGAAGAAGGCCAAGUUUCUGUGCGUGGGCAUCUGGGUGUUCGUCACGCUGACGAGCGCGCCCUUCCUGCGGAACGGCACCUACCAGCACGGCAACAAGACCAAGUGCUUCGAACCGCCCGAGAACUCCCAGAAGACAAACAUGGUGGUGAUCCUGGAUUUCAUCGCCCUCUUCGUGGGCUUCAUCUUCCCCUUCGUCAUCAUCACCAUCUGCUACACCAUGAUCAUCCGCACCCUGCUGCGCAACUCGCUGCGGAAGAACGAGGCCAACCGCCGCAAGGCCGUGUGGAUGAUCGUCAUCGUCACGGCCACCUUCCUGGUGAGCUUCACGCCGUACCACGUGCUGCGCACGGUGCACCUGCACGCGCUGCGCCUGCGCGGCCCCGGCUGCGCCGACACCGUGUUCCUGCAGAAAGCCGUCAUCGUCACCCUGCCCCUGGCAGCCGCCAACUGCUGCUUCGACCCCCUCCUCUACUUCUUCUCCGGGGGAAACUUCCGGCAGAGACUCACCACGCUGAGGAAGGCGUCCUCCUCCAGCUUGUCGCAAGCCUUCAGGAAAAAGAUCUCCGUGAAGGAAAAGGAGGAGGAACCCUUUGGAGAAAACCAGAGGGAGAAUGGAAAGGCAGCUGUGGCUCCUUUGUAA
Messenger RNA from Melospiza georgiana, 1041 nucleotides. It is a transcript of the gene CYSLTR1, whose product is annotated as cysteinyl leukotriene receptor 1. Gene Ontology annotation, biological process: G protein-coupled receptor signaling pathway. Gene Ontology annotation, cellular component: plasma membrane. The record is from RefSeq and is a predicted model, not a curated record. Bases 1 to 1041 code for a protein of 346 amino acids. NCBI's taxonomy places the organism in Eukaryota, Metazoa, Chordata, Aves, Passeriformes, Passerellidae. Gene Ontology annotation, molecular function: leukotriene receptor activity. The transcript has a single exon.